AUGGCUACAUUUAGUCUCCCAGCCAAAGAUGUAGACGAAUGGAAUUUGAACCCAACUGUCACCUAUCGACAUGUACUUUCUCAGUCAACCGGUGUUCAUAACGCCUUGCGGACAAUUGGUCUUUGCGAUCUAGACUGCUUCUAUGCACAGUGCGAGCAAAGGCGUCUCGGGAUUGAUCCAGAAGCCCUUCCCAUCGUCGUUUUACAGUGGGACAUGCUAAUAGCAGUUAAUUAUCCAGCACGAGAAUUUGGCAUCAAAAGAAUGACAAAGCUUCCGGACGCCAAGAAGAUGUGCCCAAAUCUGGUCGUAGUCCACGUUGCGACGUAUAAAGACGGAGAAAGUGAACCGAAAUAUCAUCCAGAUCCCAAUAACAAGACGCACAAAGUAUCCUUGGACCUAUACCGACGGGAAAGUAACAAGAUUCUCAAUGUGUUCAAGACUACUUUACCCACGGCGGAAAUUGAAAAGGCGAGCAUCGACGAGUCGUUCGUCGACUUCACGCGACCCAUUCAGCAAAUCCUGCUCGAGAGAUAUCCAGAGCUAGCGUCGCCUCCCCCAGACUCGCCACUGAACCUCGAUACUCCUCUGCCUCCACCUCCAGCGCGACUUGAAUGGCACAAGUCGUCAGUUUGGGUACCAGUCAAUCCUGAAGCGGAAAAAGGAACGGAAUCAAGUGAAGGACCACAACAGGAGCAGGAUUCUACUCCAGCUACAUGGCACGACGUCGCACUUUCGAUAGCUGCUGAACUGCUAGACAAUACCCGACGGGAGAUUCGAGAGACUCUAGGAUACACUACCAGCGCUGGCAUAGCACGAAACAAAUUCCUAGCCAAGCUCGUCGCCUCGUACAAGAAGCCGAACAGUCAGAGUGUUCUCAGAAACGCCGCCAUUCCCAACUACUUGCGUCCUUUGCCAUUCCAGAAGAUCCGCUUUCUUGGAGGGAAGUUGGGAACGAUCCUCGCCGAGGAAUACGAGGCGAAGACUGUCGGGGAACUUUUAUACAUCGAUUUAGCCGAGAUGCAAAGAAAAUUUGGCCCAGAGUCACUUUGGGUAUACCAGGUCUUUCGAGGUAUCGAUAUUGGAGAAGGAGAAACCCCCGUCAAUAAGAGCAUGUUAGCGUCGAAGAAUUUGCCAAAACCGAUCAGGCAAGAUGGCGACGUCCUUCAAUGGGUGCGGGUUCUCUGUUCUGAACUCGCGGUUCGGCUUCUUGAAGCACGAGAAACUGGAACAGUGUGGCCGAAGACGAUUGCUUUACAUACUAAACAAGCGGGUGACAGUGCCUCAAAAUCGAAGCAGACACCUUUCCCGUUUGUCCGGGAUCUUACAGGAGAUGUUAUUGUCGCUGCUGUAAUGAAGCUCUGGAAAGAACUGCACACCAGCGACGCCGAACGGGCAGCAAACCCGAACGUACCGAAAAUGAAGAUUAUCAAUAUUGCCGUCUCGUUCAAUGGCGUGGAGACACUCGAGCAAGGACAGCGCAACAUAGCAGGAUUCUUUGGGGGCCCUGCGAGCAAAGGUGCCUCCUCAUCCAAGCUUAUUGCACAGGAAAAAAAAUCACAUGAAGAUGAUUCAAACGCAUCUCCGUUGACGUACAAAUGUCCAACUUGCUCAAAGGUCCUCUCGGUGCUGAGUGUCGAAGGAGACGACGAAGAUACUCGUGCAGCCAGGCUAGAAGCUGUCAAAGCAGAACACGAAGAUUUCCACUUUGCCCAACGACUUUCACGGCAAGAAACGAUUAAGUUGGGGGCCGGUAGUGGAAAGCGUCGCAUAAGUCCUGCACGGCGAGGACCUCCCUCUAAAAAGAGGAAAGAACCAGGCAUCGAGAGUUUCUUCAAAAAGAAGUAG
Molecule: messenger RNA, 1845 nt
Organism: Serendipita indica DSM 11827
Lineage: Eukaryota; Fungi; Basidiomycota; Agaricomycetes; Sebacinales; Serendipitaceae
Source: the annotation of a GenBank genome assembly